Molecule: messenger RNA, 477 nt
Organism: Paramecium sonneborni
Lineage: Eukaryota; Ciliophora; Oligohymenophorea; Peniculida; Parameciidae
Source: the annotation of a GenBank genome assembly
AUGGAUAAUUAAACAUAAAUUCAAUAAUAAUUUAUCAUCAGAAAACUAGAAAUAGAAGAUUAUCAAAAAGAAUUUCUAAUAUGUUUAUCCUAUUUAACUAAGACACCAGAACUGCCAUUAGAAAAAUUUAAGGAAAUUCAUGAGAAUUAUCCAGGGUUUGUCUAUGUAGUUGAGGAUGUUUAACAAAAAAGGAUAGCGUCAACAAUGAGUUUAGUUAUUGAAUAGAAUAUUUUUGAGACAAAAUAUUUUAUAGAGAAUGUAGUUUCUCAUCCAGAUUAUAGAGGAAAAGGAUUUGUUAGGAGUUUGUUAGAGAAAAUAAAAUAAGAUGUGAUUAGUCUUGAAAAGAAUAGAAAUGAGGGAAAUGAAAAUGUAAAUAAAGAAAUAUCAAUUGAAUUGUAUUGUAAAAAAGAAACAAAAGGUUUAUAUGAAAAAUUGGGAUUUUAAGAAAAUGGGUUUAUGGCAUCUAAAUAUGUUUGA